AGAGGCUCUAAAAGCUUGACCUGCGGCGUCAGGGCUUACAGAGUUACCGCGGAACCACAGCGGGAAAAGAGGAGCGAUUCGUCCCGGAGGGGUUCAGGGCCGUAUGGAACGUCUUAGGAACAGAGUCCGGGAGUUUGAGAGAUCAGAACUCCUUGCUGUGGGCAUAGUGUUUAAAGUAGAGGUUAAAAAGAGAAAUUAGUGAGUCUCCCUUUCUGAUUUUCGGAUAAUGGAUGCUCUGGAGCCUGGGAAGAAGAUGCAAGUCAGCCCCAUCCGUAUCCCAACUGUUAGCAAUGACAUCGACUGGGAUUUCUGCUUCCGUAUGUCACAGCAAACCGAGAUCCCAGCUCACCAGCAGACAAAUGAGUUGUAUCCCACUGGUGGGUGUGGAGAGAGUGAAGAGGAAACUAAAGCUAAAGAGGAGGAGAAGGUCAUAGACUGUAUGUCUCAUCCCAAAGAGAAAUUAGCCCAAUCCCAGAAGAAAGUAGCUCAGCUGAUUAAGGAAAAAAUGAAUACUCAAGCAAACAAGGAGCUGAUUCGAUGUGUCAUCCUUUCUCGGAUUAUUUUUGGGGACCAUCACUGGAAAUGUGCACGAGCUCUGGCCAACCUAGCUUAUGGCUACUUGACACUGAGAGGCCUCCCAGUUCAGGCCAAGAAACAUGCUGCAUCAGCCAAGAAUACACUGUUGACCUGGAAGGCAAAUAUGACCUCAGAUAAGGAGAAAGAGGAAAUCCUGGAAGCUCUGGUCAAGCUGUACUACACUCUGGGCGUGGCCUGGCUCCUGCAGAACCGUGGCAGAGAAGCCUAUUUCAACCUGAAGAAGGCAGAGAGAAACAUGAAGGAGCUGAAAGAAUUAUAUAAAGGAGGUGUUUGUGAAUUACAAGUCUCUGAGAACGACCUAACACUUGCUUUGGGCAGAGCCUCCUUGGCCAUCCACAGACUGAACCUAGCUCUGGCAUACUUUGAAAAGGCAAUUGGUGAUGUUAUUGCUGCCAAGGGUGAUAGUACGUCAGAUCUGAUCAGCCUGUAUGAGGAAGCUGCUCAGAUAGAGCAGCUGAGGAGGAACCACAACCAGGCCAUCCAGUACUUGCAGCAGGCUCAUUCUGUCUGUGUUUCUUUGUUCACUGAAGUCAGCCCCAAAACUGCAGAAACGAGUGCGUUACUGGCCAAAGCUUAUGCCGUGUCUGGAGAGGCCCAGCACAGGGAUGCUGUUGAGAUAUAUUUCAUAAAAAGCAUCAAUGCAUAUCGAGCAACAUUGGGCUUAGAGGAUUUUGAAACACUGAGCACCACUGAAGAAUUUUGCAAAUGGCUUGUCCAAAAUGGAGAAAAACAGUGCAGCAUGAACACAGUGAAGACCUUUGUCUGUCAUAAGAUUCCAUAUGACUUUGAUCUGACCAAGCCAACUUUAUACUUCCUCAGGACAAGUAGCAGUUCAUCCAGAUGGAGAAGAGAAGCCAUUCCUGGAAGAAGGAGCUCUACAUACAAAGGCACAGAAGCAUGACAGAGGGCAGUGUAUGGAGGAAUGGUCUUCUGUUAUCAAAUUGAAAACCUCUAUACAGGAUAGCCAACAAUAAAGACAACCUUGUUGAUGAUAAAAAUUCUCGACCACAAAAUGUUUCUCAACACUGAUAGCAGUGGCAGAUCUAAAACAGAAUGGUUUUUUAUUAAGGACUCUGGGAAAAAAAGGUCCACUUAGCAGCAGCAUUCCAGAUGAAAUACCCAAGAGCCAUCAGAAACUAGGAUCCUGGCCGUGCGCGGUGGCUCACGCCUAUAAUCCCAGCACUUUGGGAGGCCGAGGCCAGGCGAAUCAUGAGGUCAGGAGAUCGAGACCAUGCUGGUCAACAUGGUGAAACCCCAUCUCUACUAAAAAUACAAAAAAAAUUAGCUGGGCGUGGUGGCACAUGCCUGUAAACCUAGCUACUCGGGA
Pongo pygmaeus (Bornean orangutan) is the source of this 1924-nucleotide messenger RNA. It is a transcript of the gene TTC23L, whose product is annotated as tetratricopeptide repeat domain 23 like. Lineage: Eukaryota; Metazoa; Chordata; Mammalia; Primates; Hominidae. Bases 227 to 1498 code for a protein of 423 amino acids. The transcript has 12 exons. Gene Ontology annotation, molecular function: protein binding. The record is from RefSeq and is a predicted model, not a curated record.